CUUGUACAAAAUAUGUUGCCUGAGAAACGAGAAAGCACAACAAAACAGCAAAAAUUGGGAUCAAAGAAUAAAGCGCUACGAGUUUCAAAAUAUAAAUACUUUAAUCAAUCGUUUGAGUAGGAGUAAAUCUAUCUCACAAGUAGACACCACAGAAAUGCUUCAACAAGAACAGCUGUUGAAGGUUAACCGGCCAUGUCCUGAUCCUGACACGAAUGUAGCAAACGAAGCAAGUCCACCUCCCCCCAGUACGUAUCAGAUGCGUCCCACUCUUGAACAGAGCUUCAAAUCCCAAAAGAUCAAAGAAAUUAUCAAUGAUGUUUUAAAUGAUACAUUAAGCGGACAAACCUACACUGCUGUUGAUGCUGCCCGAUGGACCAAAAACCUGGCCGAUGAGAUCAGCCUCAAGGUAAAGGAUUUAGAGAUGAAGCGAUACAAACACGUAGUGCAGGUUGUACUCGGCCAGCAAUUGGGCGCUGGUUGUAAGUAUAUAGCACGGUGUCGAUGGGACGCCGAAUGCGACAAUCAAACGUCGAGCGAGUUCAAAAACGCCACUAUAUUCUGCAUUGUCACUGUAUUCGGUCUGUAUCUGUACUGAUGCAACAGAAUGACAAUAGCGCCCGCAUUUACAUCCCAUGUAUUGUCUGCGACUAAUUUAUUGAGUUCAAUUUAUAACAUUACAUACUGUAUCGAGCGCAGCUUGAAAUAGACGUAGGAUUUAGCUU
Molecule: messenger RNA, 722 nt
Organism: Toxorhynchites rutilus septentrionalis
Lineage: Eukaryota; Metazoa; Arthropoda; Insecta; Diptera; Culicidae
Product: dynein light chain Tctex-type protein 2B-like
Exons: 3
Coding region: 155-595 (146 amino acids)
Biological process (GO): microtubule-based movement
Cellular component (GO): cytoplasm; cytoplasmic dynein complex
Molecular function (GO): dynein intermediate chain binding
Source: RefSeq, a predicted model, not a curated record